Carcharodon carcharias (great white shark) is the source of this 2280-nucleotide messenger RNA. Its product is annotated as cytochrome P450 3A30-like. Bases 166 to 1731 code for a protein of 521 amino acids. Gene Ontology annotation, molecular function: oxidoreductase activity, acting on paired donors, with incorporation or reduction of molecular oxygen; heme binding; steroid hydroxylase activity. Lineage: Eukaryota; Metazoa; Chordata; Chondrichthyes; Lamniformes; Lamnidae. The record is from RefSeq and is a predicted model, not a curated record. The transcript has 13 exons.
GGUUUUUUUUUAUUUUUUAUUUUUUGUUUUGGAUUUCCAGCAUCCGCAGUUUUUUGUUUUUAUAUUUUUAACCCCGCCUCUUGCCUUAUUGUGACUGACGCUCGCUAUAAAUAAACCAAGUGCCCAGGCCAGGUUCCCAGUGGACGAUCCCUGCUUUCUCUCGGAAUGGCUGUCCUUUUCCCAGAGAAUCUGGGGGUGAUCCGGGGCGCCCUGUCCGACCAGACCUGGAUCCUUCUCCUCACUUUCCUGUUCCUGCUGGGUUGGUACAGUGUUUUACCUUACGGGUUGUUUAAACGUCUAGGAAUUCCAGGCCCAAGGCCACUGCCAUUCAUUGGAACAUUUCAUCAUUACAGAAAGGGUAUGUUUGGGUUCGAUACAGAAUGCUACCAGAAGUAUGGAAAGAUGUGGGGCACUUAUGAUGGGCGUCAGCCCGUUCUCUCCCUCAUGGAUCCUGACCUGAUUAAAGUCAUCUUCAUAAAAGAGUUUUACACUUUGUUCACCAACAGGCGGAAAUUUAUUCUGAGUGGGCCACUGGCUGAAUCCAUCUUGGUGGCUGAAGAUGACCAGUGGAAGAGAAUCAGAAGUGUGCUUUCGCCAGCCUUCACCAGUGGAAGACUGAAAGAGAUGUGUCCAAUUAUCAAGCACUACACAGAAAAUCUUCUGAAAAUUGCAGAAAAGAAAGCAAAGCUGAAUGAAUCUGCCGACAUAAAGGAUAUCUUUGGAGCGUACAGCUUGGAUGUGGUCACCAGCACUGCAUUCAGUGUGGACGUCGACUCCAUCAACAACCCCAAUGACCUGUUUAUCAGCAACAUCAAAAAACUAAUAGAAUUCAACUUCUUCAACCCUAUAUUUAUCUUGGCCUUGAUUUUUCCUGUCCUUCUUCCAAUACUGGAUAAACUUGGUUUCAGCUUCUUCCCUAGAGAUGUGAAUGAAUUUUUCAUGAACACUUUGGCGAGUUUGAAGGCAAAGAGACAAAAAGGAGUGCACGCUGUUCAGGUGGAUUUUCUGCAGCUGAUGGUUGAUUCUCAAAUAACCAAUACCAACUCCCAGAAGCAGAAUGAUGUCAGCAAGUCGACAGACAAAGCUCUGACUGACACGGAGAUUCUGGGGCAGGCCAUGAUCUUUAUCCUUGUUGGGUAUGAGACCACCAGCAAUACAUUGUCAUACGUUGCACACAAUCUGGCGGUGCACCCAGACGUACAGAAGAAGCUGCAGCAGGAAAUAGAUGAGGCUUUUCCAAACAAAGCUCCUCCCACAUAUGAUGGGGUAAUGCAGAUGGAGUAUAUGGAAAUGGUGAUAUCUGAAACCCUGCGACUGUUCCCUGCUGCACCCCGUAUUGAAAGAGUGUGCAAGAAAGAUGUCCAGCUCAAUGGGGUAACUAUUCCGAAGGGUACUGUAGUCAUAGUUCCUGUCUACGUCCUGCACCAUGAUCCAGCAUACUGGCCAGAGCCUAAGGAGUUCAGACCUGAACGGUUCAGUAAGGAGAAUAGGGAGUUUCGGGAUGCAAAUAUCUUUCUGCCAUUUGGCAUGGGCCCUCGGAACUGCAUCGGGAUGCGAUUUGCCCAACUUAUAAUGAAAAUGGCACUCGCUUCAUUCUUGCAGCACAUGACCUUUGUACCAUGCAAGGACACACAGAUUCCAUUAGAAAUGGUUAUGAAAGGACCCAUGCAUCCUAAAAAACCCGUAAUCUUGAAAUUUGUGCCACGAGUGAAUGCUGUUUCAAAGGAAUAAAGCACCUGGUCCACAUGAAACCGAGAGAGAGAGAGAGAGAGUGUGUGUCUGUUGGAUCAGUAGAAACUUUUAAAAAUUGUAAUUUUUUAACCUUGGAUUAGUAGAAACUUCUAAAAAUUCUAUGUUUUAACCUUGGAUAUUGUUAUCAGUCAUUUGUGAUUACAAAACUAUUUGACUGUUGAUAGACCGUCAUUCCAAUAUACUAAAUGUCUUCUAGAGAAAAUGUAUCUGUAAAGGAUUUCUUGAACUAAUUGCAUCUAUUUACAGAAUCUUCCGGUCAGCGUGCAGGGGAAGGCCCGACACACUGAUGUGUAAAAUGACACGCUGUGACAUUGGGCGUGCCCCACUCUCCCUCCUCCCUCCGCCCGCACAGGUAGCGCUGAGCCCUCCUGCGUAAAAUGCAGCCAAUCAUGGGUGGCGAUUGGCUCUGCGCCCGCCCCUGCCCACUACCCCCCCAGCUCACCCGCCAUAGGAAAGAUCCAGGCCUUAGUUAUUUUAAGCAGCUUUGCAUGAGUAACAAAAUUCAAAUAAAAUUAUUUUUUUCUUUGA